Messenger RNA from Ceratitis capitata (Mediterranean fruit fly), 690 nucleotides. It is a transcript of the gene ODA-Dnal1, whose product is annotated as dynein light chain 1, axonemal. The coding region runs from base 1 to 567 and encodes 188 amino acids. Gene Ontology annotation, molecular function: protein kinase binding. NCBI's taxonomy places the organism in Eukaryota, Metazoa, Arthropoda, Insecta, Diptera, Tephritidae. Gene Ontology annotation, cellular component: cytoplasm. The transcript is spliced from 3 exons. The record is from RefSeq and is a predicted model, not a curated record.
AUGUCCAAAGCCACAACAAUCAAGGAAGCGAUCAAACGUUGGGAAGAACGCGAACAGCAAAGCGCCGUGGAGUCCAAAGUAAUUGAAUUGCAAUUUCAGUGGCCACCAAUUGAGAAAAUGGAUAAUACGCUCAGUACGUUGAUUAAUUGUGAACGUCUCAGUUUAUCCACAAAUAUGAUUGAGAAGAUUUUCGGCUUGAAUGGCAUGAAGAAUUUACGUGUGUUGUCUUUGUCGCGAAAUUAUAUUAAAAAUGUAUCGGGUUUGGAGGCUGUCGCCGACACACUGAUUGAAUUAUGGCUUAGUUAUAAUUUAAUUGAAAAGUUAAAGGGACUCUCAGCUUUGAAAGCUUUAAAAGUUUUAUAUAUAAGUAAUAAUUUGAUUAAAGAUUGGAGCGAACUUACACGUCUGCAAGAAUUGGAGACGCUCGAAGAUUUGGUUGUGGUAGGUAAUCCCAUAUCUGAAGGCAUGGAUGAGUCAACGUGGCGCGCUGAGUGUAUAAAACGUUUACCCACUAUACGGAAAUUGGACGGCGAGCCGGUGGUACUGAACGAAGAGCCCACAUUGUGAGCUGCAAAUGAUGCCUAUUCUAAAAGCACCAGCCUGCGAUUGUUCUUUUUUCCAAUCUCUAUUCGUAAGUUAUUAGUAAGAAGUGACAAAAAUUAUAUAAAAAUAUAGAAAAGUGAAAAAGAA